UGGAUCUCACACUGUCUUCCUGUGUUUCAGGACGGACAUCCAGACAGACUGCAGUGUGGACUGGAGGUGAGAGGACGCCUCUUCCUGCUCGACCUGGAGAAGAACCAUCACCUUCUGCGCAAACCUCCAAAUGUCUUCUUCUACCUGUCCAACGGUACGGGCGUGUCUCUGAAAGCCGACCCUGUGACUCACUGUUAUUACCACGGCAGCAUCCGAGGGUUCCCUCAGUCCAGGGUGGCUCUGAGCACCUGCUCCGGACUGAGCGGCGUCAUCGUCAUCAACGCCACGCUUAGCUUUGAGCUGCAGCCACAGGAUGACGACCGCCAUUACCAUCUCCUCCACCAGGGGGAGGAGAGCAGAGGGGAUGGGAGUGAAGGAGGAGGAGGAGGAGGAGAUAAUGAAGAAGGAGUCCACCUGCUGUUCUCCGCCAGUCCACUGGAGGGUGGUGACGCUGGACACUGUGGGGUUUAUCACACUGCUGUUCCCCCCAUCCACAGCUACACACACACACACAGGAGAAAGAGGGACAUCCUGUCAGAGACCAAAUACAUUGAGCUGGUGCUGGUGGCUGACCACCAGGAGUUCAUGAAUUACCAGAAGAACAACAAGACCAUCAUCUACCGUAUGAUGGACGUGGCCAACCAGGUGGACUGGUUCUAUCGCCCUCUGAAUGUGCGGGUGGCACUGACUGGUCUGGAGGUCUGGAGCGACCGAGACAAGAUCCGAGUGGAGAAGAGUCCGAAGGACACGCUCAACAACUUCCUGGAGUGGAGAAGCAGAGAGCUGCUUCCCCGCCUUCGCCAUGACAACGCCCAGCUGGUCAUGGGCGGGGCCUUUGACGGCACCACGGUGGGGAUGGCAUCUCAGGCGUCCAUGUGCUCCAGAGACCGGUCAGGUGGAGUCAACGUGGAUCACCUGGUCAGCGUUUUGGGCGUGGCCUCCACUGUUGCUCAUGAGCUUGGUCACAACUUGGGGAUGAGUCAUGACACAGCAGAACGUCGCUGCUCUUGCCAGAACGAACCACGACUCGGAGGAUGCAUCAUGGAGCCAUCAACUGGGUUCAUGCCUGGUCAGCAGUUCAGCAGCUGCAGUUCCUCUGACCUGUCUGUCAGUUUACUUCAUGGAGGAGGAAUGUGUCUGUUCAACGUUCCUGAACCAGAUCUUCUGUUAGGAGGACCUCGCUGUGGAAACCUCUACGUGGAGAGAGGAGAAGAGUGUGACUGCGGCCUGAUGGAGGAGUGUGAUGAUCCCUGUUGUAACGCCUCCACCUGUCAGCUGAUCCCGGGAGCUCAGUGUUCAUCUGACGGCAUCUGCUGCCACAACUGUAAA
This is a messenger RNA of Solea senegalensis (Senegalese sole), 1329 nucleotides long. Its product is annotated as disintegrin and metalloproteinase domain-containing protein 12-like. Gene Ontology annotation, biological process: integrin-mediated signaling pathway; innate immune response; proteolysis. NCBI's taxonomy places the organism in Eukaryota, Metazoa, Chordata, Actinopteri, Pleuronectiformes, Soleidae. Gene Ontology annotation, molecular function: integrin binding; metalloendopeptidase activity. The transcript has 11 exons. The annotation marks the transcript as partial. The record is from RefSeq and is a predicted model, not a curated record.